Molecule: messenger RNA, 1086 nt
Organism: Ogataea haglerorum
Lineage: Eukaryota; Fungi; Ascomycota; Pichiomycetes; Pichiales; Pichiaceae
Exons: 1
Coding region: 1-1086 (361 amino acids)
Source: RefSeq, a predicted model, not a curated record
AUGACGAAUUUCAAUGUCCCUGGUGGAUUCCCCUCUCUCCAAUCCCAGGAGUUUACGCUAAAGACUCCUCCACGGUCCAGAAGCGAAAUAAAAACCUCUACUCCGUCAUCAACCGCUUUCCGGUUCACACCAACUAAUGGAAAAAGGCUAUAUCCAUCCAUUGUGGUUUCCCCAAAAGAUAGUUCUGACUGCGAUACAAGCUAUCAGGAUAAGGAGAACCCAUCCUUUACAAAAGAGAUGGAUUUUCUCCAGACUAAGUUGUUUUCGUCAAAGCUUACUUCGUCAGUUCUGAACGAGUUCAACGAUAGAUACCAAAAGGUGCGGUCGGAAAAUAUCAUCAACAUCCAAAAGUUGAACAGCACAAGUCCUAAGCCGAGAAGCCGACGACCAUCUACUCGAUUCAAUAGUGAGCACCGAGGACGAUUCAAUAGAAUGGAAUCUAUAUCUUCACAUUAUGCAGCCCGGCGUACAGGACGACAACCUGCCGAAGCGACACGGAAAAUAUUUGAGGGCCCAGAGCAAAUAACCAGAAAGACUCCAAAUGACAAGCGUUUGGGAGCACGGGAUCUGGGCAGUGCAUCAAAGAGAAUGAGAAUUGUUGACGGCUACAAGGAGAUCGUGGAGCCAGUUGAAAGUCCAACAAGGCCGCCAGAAGAGAAACAAAAGAUAAUGGAACAGCAGCUGGGAAAACAGCGGCAGGAAAAGCCACACUUGGGUCCGCUUCCCCGAUUGGAGUUUUCGCAGUCUCCUCGUGCAGCCGCAUCUGCCCGACAGUCGUCCAAAGUCCCAUCGUACUUGCAACCUACCAAUGCAUCUAUCCAGCGUUCAGAAAGCAAGCAGCAACUAAAGAGGAGCGAGACAGCAUCUUAUCUUCCAAGACUCUCUAGUAUUGUGCGAUCGAAAACUAUGCAGGAAAUUUCGCCAUCACGGAUGAACAGCAGUCAACCGAAUCCACACGUCGCCAUUCUCAAAGCACAGUCUGCACUAACGAGGUCCGCGUCGUCAAAUACCCUAAACAAAAAAUCGAGCAUCCCGCAACUCGUGAAACCAGCCAAGAAAGAUUAUCCCAGACCUUGGAGAAACUAA